CCGUCCACGUCAUUCAGAAUGUAAACAGUUCGUAGUUUAAGCUGACUUUCCCGGAUUUAAUUGUUUUACAUUUAGAAUAACCAAAAAACCUAUAAAAAAUGAAAUUCGCGGAUGUGCUGCGUCGCUUGGAUGCCUAUCCACGGACUUUGGAUGAUUUUAGUGUUCGGACAGUGGGCGGUGCAGCUGUAACGAUCAUAAGCACAAGCAUCAUAAGUCUUUUAAUAUUUCUGGAAUUCCUUAAUUAUAUGCGACCCACACUAAAUGAGGAACUCUUUGUGGACACCACUCGGAAUCAUAAGCUGCGCAUCAAUCUCGAUGUGACGUUACACAAUUUGGCCUGUAAUUAUAUAUCCCUGGAUGCCAUGGACUCCUCGGGCGACACCCACUUGAGGGUGGAUCAUGAUGUGUUCAAGCAUCGAUUGGAUCUGAAAGGAGAACCCCUAAAAGAGACUCCCAUUAAGGAAAUUGUGGCCGUUUCGCCGGCCAAUAAGAAUAGCACCUGUGGUAGUUGUUACGGAGCUGAGCAUAAUGCUACCCACUGUUGUAAUACGUGCGAGGAUGUUCUGGAUGCCUAUCAUCUGAAAAAAUGGAGUGUCCAAGUGGAUAAACUUGAACAAUGUAAAGGCAAAUAUAAACGCACCGAUGAGGAUGCUUUCAAAGAGGGCUGCCGCAUACAAGGACAUUUGGAAGUCAAUCGGAUGGCGGGCAGUUUUCAUUUUGCCCCUGGUAAAAGUUUCUCCAUACGCCAAUUUCAUAUUCAUGACUUUCAGUUUAGCAAUGUGAAACUUUCCCAUACCAUAAAUCAUCUCUCCUUUGGUGAAAAAAUUGAAUUUGCCAAGACGCAUCCUCUGGAUGGACUGCGAGUGAAUGUUGAAGAGUCCAAGAGUGAAAUGUUUAAUUAUUAUAUAAAAAUUGUGCCCACACUCUAUGAACGGAACAGCGAUGGCCAACCCAUCUAUACAAAUCAAUUUUCGGUUACCCGCUAUCGCAAGGACUUGACCGAUCGGGAACGCGGAAUGCCCGGCAUAUUCUUUAGCUAUGAAUUGUCUCCUCUAAUGGUCAAAUAUGCCGAAAGACACAAUUCCUUUGGUCACUUUGCAACCAAUUGCUGUUCCAUUAUUGGUGGCGUCUUCACUGUGGCCGGCAUUUUGGCUGUCCUGCUGAAUAACUCAUGGGAGGCCAUCCAGCGUAAACUGGAAGUUGGCAAAUUGAGCUAACAAAGGAAAAUCUCACUUCUUCACCAACUGCAAUCUCUUUCUUAUUCCAAAAAACAUAUACAAAUCCGACUAAUCUCUAAAUAAAAGUGCUUACAUUUUUAUAUAAGAAAAA
Drosophila willistoni is the source of this 1329-nucleotide messenger RNA. RefSeq names its product endoplasmic reticulum-Golgi intermediate compartment protein 3. NCBI's taxonomy places the organism in Eukaryota, Metazoa, Arthropoda, Insecta, Diptera, Drosophilidae. The record is from RefSeq and is a predicted model, not a curated record. The transcript is spliced from 6 exons. Bases 99 to 1217 code for a protein of 372 amino acids. Gene Ontology annotation, cellular component: endoplasmic reticulum membrane; COPII-coated ER to Golgi transport vesicle; endoplasmic reticulum. Gene Ontology annotation, biological process: retrograde vesicle-mediated transport, Golgi to endoplasmic reticulum; endoplasmic reticulum to Golgi vesicle-mediated transport.